AUGGGCCAGUCCACCAGCAAACCCUCUUCUAACUCCUUCCAGAACUCCCAAUUUAUUGCCUCUUUUAAGCACCGCUUCCCAAGCCGCCCCACCAAUGAUCAGAACACGACCCCUCGACCAAGCAUCUUCUCCACACUGAGACCCCCAAAGGCCAAACCCAACAAUUUCAUACCUCUAUUCAACGACUGCAUCACUGCCGCCUCAUCUAGAACUCAAGAAUACCUCCUCUUCAAAGACCCAGAGGACAAGUUCCACCCGAGCCCUGAGGUGCUCACCCAGGUCUUUCUGAUGACAUACAUUACUCAGAGCGUCAGCCUCAACAUGACAGACACCUUCAACUGCACGGCCAUGACGCCCGAGCAGCGCAUCCUCCUGGGGGCCGACUGGGUCUGGGCCAUGCUGGAGAAGCCUACCAAGAACCCUCAGAUCCAGAUUGCCGUGCAGGUCUUACACCUGCAGGACAAGGAGGAAGCAGAGGAGGACGGCAUCAACCCGGAGGCCUGCAGCGAGUCCGUCCAGAUUGCCCAGAAGGAGUCCAGCAACAAUACCAUGUACGAGAAGCUGGUGAACUUCUGCACCUCCGUUGGCAAGGACUGCUAUGCCCUCUUCUUGUUCUUGGGGAAGAAAAGCGAUACGGGCAAUAUCUACGGCGUCCUCAGCAACAACUUUGAGGCUGCCAUCGGGAAGUGUGACAAGAUUGACAGAGCUUUUAUCGAGAACUUCUUCAAAGGCUCGAGGUAUCUAUAUACACCUUCAGGAAUGAUGCAGGCCAUUGUCACCAAGAAAGAGGGAGACUCUCUCACUCUCAUGAUUAAAUUCAGCUGAACCAGAGUGACUCAAAAUAUUGAAUAGCCAAUACCUUGAUUUAGUAAUAAAACUUA
Cyclopterus lumpus (lumpfish) is the source of this 881-nucleotide messenger RNA. It is a transcript of the gene rep15, whose product is annotated as RAB15 effector protein. The record is from RefSeq and is a predicted model, not a curated record. Gene Ontology annotation, biological process: receptor recycling. The transcript has 2 exons. NCBI's taxonomy places the organism in Eukaryota, Metazoa, Chordata, Actinopteri, Perciformes, Cyclopteridae. The coding region runs from base 1 to 825 and encodes 274 amino acids.